This is a messenger RNA of Gadus morhua (Atlantic cod), 6036 nucleotides long. RefSeq names its product ITPR interacting domain containing 2 (gene itprid2). Lineage: Eukaryota; Metazoa; Chordata; Actinopteri; Gadiformes; Gadidae. The record is from RefSeq and is a predicted model, not a curated record. Gene Ontology annotation, molecular function: signaling receptor binding.
GUCAUUGGUCACGCCCCUUGGUCUGCUCUGUAUGCGGAAGCGGAAAAACGGCAGAGAAAAGUUUCGAAAAGUUUUAAAAGUUUAUAAAGUUCGGAUAUCGCCUGAAAUCAACGGAUCGCUUCGAGCGGCGGAGGACGAUGGUGUGUGAGUCCCUGUGAGCAGGGCGUCCAGUAGAAAGAGAGAGACUACACUCCCAAAAGCCCAUGGAAACCAUCAAGGAACAAGGUGGGCAGGCAGAGCGGAAGGCAGCCGGUCUGAGGCGGAGGGCCUGGGCCCAGAGCAAGGACUUAAGCUGGGGCCCCACCAAGGAAGAACCAGGGGAGGGUCACCAGAUAUCCAGUUGGCUGAGUGAGUGCAGGACUCCUCUUACGGUUUCUAUGGAUGACCCAAGUACUUCGCCUGGCAAAGGCAUUUUAAAGACUGGGUGUAGCUUUGAAGAUGACCUCAAACUGGGAGCUGAAGCUAAGCAUCUUCGGUCCCCUGAUGCCAAAGCUGAACCCAUCUGUUUUGGUGUCCAGGAGAAGAGGACCCAUUACAAACAGCGAGGAAGGAGCAUCAACUCCACCGGCUCUGGGAAGAGCAGCACUGUCUCAAGCGUGUCUGAGUUGCUGGAUCUUUAUGAAGAAGACCCAGAGGAGAUCCUGUUGAAUCUGGGUUUUGGUCGAGAGGAGCCGGACUUGGCCUCUAAGAUCCCCUCUCGCUUCUUCAGCAACACAUCGGGGGCCCAAGGCAUUGAUAUCACGGUGUACCUCGAGGCUCAACUCCAACGGUUGGAGCUGGAGAACCCAAACUACGCUCUCACAAGUCGGUUCAGACAGAUAGAGGUUCUGACGACGGUAGCCAACGAGUUCUUCCAGUUAUACAGUCAUGUGUCGGGCCAGCCGCUACACCGCAUCGGAGGAGAGGGAGGAGGAGGUGAAGGGCAGGUGUUACCCUCUCCACUAAAGAGGAAUAACUCUGCUCUACAUGUUGCUAAAAUCCUCAAGAAGACCCUCACUAAACACAACCUGCUGGGGACAUCCCAGUCCACUAGUGGAGGAGAAAGGAGUACAGCACCCUUUAGUGGUGGAGAAAGUGAUAGCCCCAUAGCGGACUCUAGUGGAGGACAGGGGAGUACAGCACCGUUUAGUGGUGGCGAAGGCAGGGGUACCCAUUCUCACCACGAGGCGAAAGCACACUCUAUGAAGACUGUCAGCGAGCAAACUGAUGUUGGUCUGGAGUUGACGGAUGGACACCCAGACACCAGCAUACAGCCCCGCCCGCGGUCCCCAGCCAGUAGAGACAGAGCUGUCCUCGAGGGGACCAAUCCACAGGAGAGGAACGGGGAUCAAGUGUUAGAACCAGGGAGGGGCAGGACAUCCACCCCAGAGAAACCGGUCUGCCUGGCACCCCUGCUGGCUCAGCUGAAGCAAAACACCAAGGACUCCUUUGAGAUGGAAGAGGUUCAGAGUACCGAUGACGACCGUCCAUCACAAACCUCUCAAGCAAGUGCGUUCCUGCGUUCAGUCAGCCAGCAGUCGGACAGCAGUGGUUUUGCAGAGGAUCCCUCCAGCGACUCCGCCAACCCCCUCAAGGUGCAGGAGAGCAGUGACAGCUGUGACAGCGAGACCACUGUGACGUCCAAUGACCCGGCCACUCCCCUUGCCCAGGACCAGCCACUGUUUGGUGGCUUAGCGGACAGAGAGGACGGUGGGAGGGCCUACAAUGUGGAGGUUCCUCAGUAUUCUGUCCACCACAUCCGGAGGACCGACGCAGUUGCCACCAAUCCUCCCAACCAACCGGACUGUACCCAGGCCCUAGCUUCUCUCCCUGAAGAACCGUUAGAACCACUACCUUGUCCCCCUAACGGACCAGCAGGACCAGAACCUUGUUCCUCUGCAGGACCAGAACCUGUUUCCCCUACAGAACCAUCAGAACCAGAUCCUGGUUCCCCCACAGAACCAUCAGAACCAGAACCUUGUUUCCCUGUUGACUGUUCCUUACAGACGCACAUGUUUGAUAGCUCUGCCUCCCAGGACUCCGGUCCUGGGUCCCUGGUCUCUGCUGCUGGUUCCCAGGUCUCUGCGGCUGGGUCCCAGGUCUCAGAUCCUGGUUCCCUGGUCUCAGGUCCUGGGUCCCUGGUCUCUGCUGCUUGUUCUCUGGUCUCUGCUGCUGGUUCUCUGGUCUCUGCUGCUGGUUCCCAGGUCUCUUCUGCUGGGUCCCAGGUCUCAGAUCCUGGUUCCCUGGUCUCACAUCCUGGGUCCCAGGUCUCUGCUGCUGGUUCUCUGGUCUCUGCUGCUGAUUCCCUGGUCUCUGCUGCUGGUUUCCAGGUCUCUGGCCAACCAGAGCUUCAAGCCCCCUCAGUGCAGAUCCAACAGGCUCUGGAUCGAGCCAAGUUCAGCCAACCACUGCACAGGAUCCCGAGUCCAGCCUGCUGGGCCCCGGUCCAGACCUCUUCAGAGGCGAGAGCCGGGGCGGGGCGGUUUCCCCUGGAGAGGGCCUCCUCUCUGCCCACCUCUAUUCUGGCCCGUACCAAGGUGGUGUCAUCGGUGAAGAUCCAGUUUGGGAGGGAUGCCCCUACCUCCUGCAGCGCCCCACGCUUCUCCUUCAAAUACAGCUGUGGAGAGGAGGAGGAGGAGGAGGAGGAGGCGUAUUCAGACAACAAGCUGGACAAAUGCCUCUCUACUCUUAUAAUAAACCCUGCCACCUCUGAUCCUUACAACCAACAUCUAAAGUGCCACCAAGAUCCUCCAUUGGCUCAGCAACCCCUCCUCCACCAUCGAGCACCCUCUUCGCUGCUGUGCUCCAGUCCUCCUCCUAAUUGGCUAGAUAGACCACUUGGUAGCCAAUCCCAUUCCUGGAGCACCCAAAGUGUCCCUAAUCUCUCCUCCAAUGAGAAGCAGUCUCGUCCUUUGAAUCCGUACCCCUACAGCCAUCAACACGAGUCGUGUAGCUUCACCCCCCUGUGCACCUACACCCCCAUCACACUGCCAUGCAUCAGCAUCCCACACCCCCCCAUCACAAUGCCAUUAAUCUGCCUCCCACACACCCCCAUAACACUAACAUGCAUCAGCCUCCCACAACACCCCAGCAUGCCUGCCAGCAGAUGCCUCACCAUGGUAGUUUGUGCAGCUUGCCUGGAACUCCUGGGAUGCAAUGCCAACAUUGUAGCCACCAAGAGUACUCCAGUCCUUCCCCUUAUUAUACUCCUGUCCAAUACUUCUCGCCCCUCCAUACUUUCUAUGGGUAUAGCCCCUUUCCUGUCACGCCCUAUGUAUUUAGUCCCCAGCAACGACCUGCAUCUGUCCAAGGACAGAUGCUUCAUCCUGGGCUGUCACCGACGACGGUCCCUGGCUUUGACCUGGGCUUCCAGCACCGAGCUGCAGCUAAAGGAAGUUCUGCACCAGAUCCAUGGAGUCGUCGGGAGUCUAGGCCAUCAGUCGGCAGUGUCUUCAUCUAACAUGUUCAACGAUCACCGAGCAGCACUUAAAUCAAGACAGGCUGAGAUCCAACAGAAAAGGCAGACACUGAGCGAGUUCCGCAGUCAAAUGAUCGAUCUGGAGCUGUCAAUCAUCGGAGAGCAAGCACAGGUCUACCCACAUCUGAGCCCUGCUGAGAGACUCCAGGUUGAACAGUUGAAGACACUCAGGUCAGCGGUGAGAGAAGAACUGCAGGAGCUGGAAGUCCAACUGGCCAAACACAUGGAUCUGCAGAUGGACACGAGUCUGGAUAGUAGAUCAACAUCAGUAGCAGAUCCAUCUGUUGGUCUUCUUCCUGCCUGUCUGUCUCUCUACCUGUCUGUGUUCAGGUGGAGCGUCUCCUUACAGAAACAGCUCCUCCUCCAAUCAGAACUUGAUUACGUAGACAACUCCUCCUCCCCUGGGCCCUCCUUCUCUCGCUCCUCUAGUCCAACCAGAUAUCGCUCCUCAGUCAACAUCACUCCGGCCCCACCCCACCGCGCCUCCACCGCCCAACGAAGGGAGGAGAGGGGGAGGGGAGAGGAGGAGAGGGGGAGGGGAGAGGAGGAGAGGGGGAGGGAGAGGGGGGAGGAGUGGAUGAGAGGUGGGGAGGAGAGAGAGGGGAGAGGAGGAGGGGGAGGAGAGGAGACACCAGAACACGGUAUCUCUGUCAACAAUCUACAGCAGAUAAUUCAAGAGAUCAAACAAGAUGUCCGCCAGGAGAUCUUCCAGGAACUCCUAGCCACUCUGAGUCACUGGUCACCACAGACCAUCAGCAAGCAGCCCCUGUAGCCAUGGCAACCCAUACAUACAGAGAGAGGGGACCAGAUAUGGAGACAUGGAUAUGUCGCUUUCAUAACAAAGUCCUUUUAAUUAACAAAGCAGCACAUAAUGUUACCGUCUUCUGUCCUUUGACUUCCUGUUACUUGGUUAGCACAAGGAGUCAACAAAUCAGUUAUAGUAAUAUAGCUAAACCUUAUCUAUAAUACACCUAAACCAUGACAAUAAUAUACCAAAACCAUUACAAUAAUACACCAACUCAAUAAUAUACUAAAACCAUCACAAUGAUACACAUCACAAUAACAUACCUAAACCAUCACUAUAAUAAACCAUCUUUAUAAUUUACCAAAACCAUCACAAUAAUACACAAUCACAAUAAUACACCUAAACCAUCACUAUAAUAAACCAUCAUUAUAAUCUACCAAAACCAUCACAAUAAUACACCAUCACAAUAAUACACCUAAACAUCACAAUAAUAUGCCUAAACCAUCACAAUAAUAUACCAUCACAAUGAUAAACCUUAGCCAUCAAAUUAUUCCUGAACAAUCUCAAUAAUGUACCUAUACCAUCAGCAUUAGAAUAAUAUACUACUACUAUGGCUACUACUAAUACUAUUCCUUCUUUAUAAACUACAAUGUGACUACUACUACUACAACAUUCUAUGUAAGCUACUCCAUGACUACUACGAGUUAUUUAACUACUGCUACUCUAUAAACUAACACUAGUUCUAUAACUACUGCUACUUCAUAAACUAACACUAGUUCUUUCACUACUGCUACUUUAUAAACUUCCACUAGUUCUUUAAAUACUGCUACUUUAUAAACAACUACAAUUUCUUAAACUACUGCUACUUUAUAAACUACUCCAUGACUACUACGAGUUAUUUAACUACUGCUACUUAAACUACUUUAGUUCUUUAACUACUACUAUUUUUAAACUACCACUUGUUCUUUAACUACUGCUACUUUCUGAACUACUCCAUGACUACUUGUAGUACUACUACUAUACUGCUACACACUGUAUAAACUCCAACUUGACUACUCCUACUACUACUGCUGCUGCUCUGUAUAUAAGGAUGAUUAUGGAUUGGGACCAUUUCCCAGUGGUAGUCUAACAGGGAAGUCUUAUUCCACUUCAAUACUUCUUAGCAUUCCAAUGAGUAACUACACACUCAAGUAGAUCUUCCACUGAUGUGAACAACCGUUAGCAAACGUGUGUCUGAGGGAAAGUAAAAUUAAUUAUGUUUGUAAAUUAACAGCUGUAUACUUUUUUUUUUGACUUAAAGCCUGACUCGAUCUAUGUGUGAAUAAAGACAAUCAUGGGUUGUAGAUAUGAAGGUAUUGAUACUCUGGGAUGAAGAGGCUUGCUUAAGAGUGUCGAAGCCAGCCUGCAAUCCGAUGAACUCAGGCUUAAGGAGAACAAAACAGCACUAAAUGCUAACCUGUCCGUCAAUCUGUAACAUAUCUAUGAUAUCGUGAAUACAAUUUCACUGAUGGUCAUUCUUUAAGAUCCAUGUUUUUUUAUAAUGAGAUUAUGUUAAAAGUCCUAAUGGGGAAUGAUGUUGCAGAAUGAUCUUGUGCAUCACAGUGUUUUCUAACUAUGUGACCAACCACAGUAAACCCAAACACCAUCUGUAUGGCUAACUGCUUGCAAAUGUCAGCUAAAGCUAUUGGCUAAGUUAAUAUAAGUUGCUAAAAUAAAAGCUAUGGGGGCACUCUUUUACUAAAUUACAAUCUUUUGCUGCUGUUUAAUAAAUGUUUGUGUUCGUUGACUUUUAUUGUAGUGGAUGAAUGAUUCAAUAAAGAUAUUUAUUUUCAAA